Molecule: messenger RNA, 249 nt
Organism: Iphiclides podalirius (scarce swallowtail)
Lineage: Eukaryota; Metazoa; Arthropoda; Insecta; Lepidoptera; Papilionidae
Source: the annotation of a GenBank genome assembly
AUGUGCGGUGUUACACAAGGAAAUACCCAGCGCGCCUUAGCUGGAGGGACUCCCUUUUCUAGUUCGCGUGUGGUCGAACGCGCCAUGAUCUUUUGGCGGGAAGCACUACGUCACAGUGGUCUGUCAGUAGCCGCCGGUGCAACUACUGAUCGUAAAAUUAAAAAAAAAAACAAAUUUCUUACAAGUGACAGACAGACAGAAAAUGAUGACGACGAAGAUCUCUAUGAUGUGACAAUAUCCACGCACCAG